Molecule: messenger RNA, 844 nt
Organism: Brachypodium distachyon (stiff brome)
Lineage: Eukaryota; Viridiplantae; Streptophyta; Magnoliopsida; Poales; Poaceae
Product: non-symbiotic hemoglobin
Exons: 4
Coding region: 198-677 (159 amino acids)
Molecular function (GO): oxygen binding; heme binding
Source: RefSeq, a predicted model, not a curated record
GUCCCUGCCCCGCUCACGCACUCAAGGGCCAGCUACAAAAAAUAUAAUAUCACGAGCUCUCUGUUUUCGCUCAAACCAGAGAGCCACCGGGCUCUGCCUAUAUAAACGAUCAGAAAUUCAUCAGAACCCACACUCCUAGACGAUCACACGCACCAAGAAAACAAAAUAAGGGUUAAGAACAGCAGAGAGAAGAUUUGAUGGGGUUCAGUGAGGCACAGGAGGAGCUGGUCCUUCGCUCAUGGAAAGCCAUGAAGCCGGACUCUGAAUCCAUCGCUCUCAAGUUCUUCCUCAGGAUUUUUGAGAUCGCACCGGCGGCGAAGCCCAUGUUCCCGUUCCUGCGCGAGGCCGGCGGCGACGACGUCCCGCUGGAGACCCACCCCAAGCUCAAGGCCCACGCCGUGACCGUCUUUGUCAUGGCUUGCGAGUCGGCGACGCAGCUGAGGAAGACCGGCGACGUGAAGGUGCGGGAGGCCUCGCUGCGGCGGCUCGGCGCCACCCACGUCAAGGCCGGCGUCGCCGACGCGCACUUCGAGGUGGUGAAGACGGCGCUGCUGGAGACGAUCGAGGGGGCGGUCCCGGGGAUGUGGACGCCGGAGAUGAAGGGCGCGUGGGAGGAGGCCUACGACCAGCUCGCCGCCGCCAUCAAGGACGAGAUGAAGCUCGCUGCCAAGGCUUGAUGGAUGAAGAAGGAUGAACUCUUAAUGUGCUGUGCGUAUUGUAAAGCGCCCGCAGAAUGUAUUGCUGGCCUGCAGUGCUGGGAGCUGAGCUUUCGAUUUGCUGUUACUCGAGUGAAUUAAUUUCGUUGAUUACGUGAGAAAUAAAACUGAGCAUGCUGGGGCACAUG